Messenger RNA from Chenopodium quinoa (quinoa), 1008 nucleotides. RefSeq names its product coiled-coil domain-containing protein 12-like. The record is from RefSeq and is a predicted model, not a curated record. Gene Ontology annotation, cellular component: U2-type spliceosomal complex; post-mRNA release spliceosomal complex. Lineage: Eukaryota; Viridiplantae; Streptophyta; Magnoliopsida; Caryophyllales; Amaranthaceae. The transcript has 5 exons. Bases 155 to 616 code for a protein of 153 amino acids.
AAAAAACCCAAGUUAUAACACAAUCAGAAUCACCCCAGCUAAAGCAAAACUCUGUGUUCUUCCUCGGCGGAAAAUCUUGUAACGAAAUCAAAUUUUAAAAUCAAAACCCUAAUUAUAGAAAUUCUUCUAAAGUAAAUUUUAGAAGCAAGCUUUAAUGGCGGCAGAAGAAGAUUCAAUUGAACAAGCAGCAGCAGAGAGGAGAGAGAGAUUGAGAGCUCUUAGAGCAGCUCAAGAGCUUUUCGAAACCCCAGAUGAAGAUUCGUCUCAGCCCAAAAUCAAUUCUGAGGAUGGAGAUGCUGAUAACAAUGAAGACAGUGGUCUUAACUUGAAAUUCCGAAAUUACCUUCCUCAUGACAAACAUCUACAAGAGGGUAAACUUGCUGCACCAGAACUACCAAAAUUUGAGGAUCCUGUUGCUGGGGCUCCUCCGCCAGAAGAAAAAGAGGAUCCUUUUCUGAACAUUGCACCGAAAAAACCCAAUUGGGACCUCCGGAGGGAUGUGCAGAAGAAGCUAGAUAAACUAGAAAAACGGACACAAAAGGCAUUGCAUAAGCUGAUGUUGGAACAUGAAAAGCAGAGGCAAUUGGAGGAGGGAAAUGCAGCUGCUGAAGAAUGAAGUCCCCCAAUCGACACCUGAUCUUUCGACCUUUUGGUAUGGAGACUAGCCGAGAUGCUAUUACUGUUAAAACUGAGUCCAGCAGAAACCCUUUCUAUGUAAAUGGUAAAUUGCAGCUGAGACUUGCUGACUGUCUUCAUAAAUCUUUCUACUCUAGGUAUUUAGUAAAUCAAAGAAAGGUUGGCUUCUUUAGACACUUCUGAAGCAUCAAGUUGUACUGUUGAGAAGAUUAUGCUUAGUAUGAUUAUCUAUUUGAUGCUAUAAGAAUUGUCAUAGGAACUGCACCUUUUUUGGCUUUUUUAGAGAGUAAAAUCUUGCUGUAAAGAUCAUCUUAUUCAUGUGACACUUAACUUUCAAUUACUUCUAAAUUUUAAUUUCCAAUUGUUAUCAAA